GCACUCACUGCCUCUGGCUUCACCUGUUCGCAUGCACAUUUCUUCCCCUUUUUUCCCACUUGGGAUUGCCUUCCAUCGCCCCAUGAUAAUGCCCAGAGCCCUCAUGCCUUUAACAAUGCUGUCGUACGCGGGCUGCAGCUUGCUCUUCCUCUCCGCGUCCCUCGCCGGCGCCUCCCUGGCCGAGAUGGUGUUCCGCUGCCCGGGCUGCACGGCGGAGCGUCAGGCGCUGUGCCCGAAGCUCACCGAGGCUUGCGCGGAGAUCGUGCGUGAGCCGGGCUGCGGGUGCUGCCCCGUGUGCGCCCGGCAAGAGGGCGAGAUGUGCGGCGUGUACACCCCGAGGUGCUCCACUGGUCUGCGGUGCUACCCGACGCCCGACUCGGAGCUUCCCCUUGAGCAACUGGUGCAGGGCCAGGGCCAGUGCCGGCGCAAAGUAGACACCGAGACCAGCACCUACAUCCAGGAGCAGCGGGAGCAAACCAGCGGUGAGGCUGUGGAACCGCUGCCUGAGCAGGGUGUGAGCGAGAUCCCAGCAAUACGUAAACCCACCAAAGAGACCACCUGGCUGGGGCCCAAAGAGAGCGCCGUACGCCAGCACAGGCAGGAGAUGAAGACCAAGAUGAAGACCAACAAGGUGGAGGAGACAAAACCGGCACGGCCAAAACAGACUCAGUGUCAGCAGGAGCUGGACCAGAUCCUGGAGAGGAUAUCCAAGAUGCCCUUCAGAGACAACAGAGGCCCUCUGGAAGAUCUGUACGCCCUGCACAUCCCCAACUGUGACAAGAGGGGGCAGUAUAACCUCAAACAGUGCAAGAUGUCUCUCCAUGGUCAGCGGGGCGAGUGCUGGUGCGUCAACCCCCACACUGGCCGACCCAUCCCAUCAGCCCCCACUGUGAGGGGCGACCCUAACUGCAGCCAGUACCUCAGAGAGCUGGAGCUGGAACUCCCUGACACAGCCCAGAUAUAGAGCGGUGUUAAAAGCAAAAAAAAAGAAAAAAAAAAACUGUAAAGUACUUGGGAACAAAGAACAUCUGAGUAAGCUAUAUCUUAUCUUUCUGUGUGUAUGCGUCUCUAGUUCAGCGACAUGUGAAAACUUAGCCACCAAAAAGGAUUACACGGUAGAAUCCAGCUUGCUGCGUAGGACGUAACAGCAGAUUAUUUUAGGAGGAGUAAAGAUAAGACUCGUAGAUAUUCGGUAGAUGUCAGCUGGAGAGUCGGUGACUUGGCUUUACUAAUGUGACUUUGCUCUUAUCAGUGUUUUGUACUGUAUGUGUUGAAAAGAGGAAAAGCCUUCAACAUAUUUGGUGUUUUUAGGAGAUUUUUUUGUGUCAUAGCUUGCAGACUACUGUUACGCAACAUUAACAGAUUAUGCUAUUAAAAUGGUGAUAAAUUCAA
Cheilinus undulatus (humphead wrasse) is the source of this 1392-nucleotide messenger RNA. It is a transcript of the gene igfbp2a, whose product is annotated as insulin-like growth factor binding protein 2a. Gene Ontology annotation, cellular component: extracellular region. Gene Ontology annotation, biological process: regulation of insulin-like growth factor receptor signaling pathway. Bases 32 to 964 code for a protein of 310 amino acids. Gene Ontology annotation, molecular function: insulin-like growth factor II binding; insulin-like growth factor I binding. The transcript is spliced from 4 exons. NCBI's taxonomy places the organism in Eukaryota, Metazoa, Chordata, Actinopteri, Labriformes, Labridae. The record is from RefSeq and is a predicted model, not a curated record.